ACAGAUUGGCUAUGUCAUUUUUAACAAUUAUCUCUUUAAAACAAAAAAUUAAUGUUUAAUGAAUAACUGAUUUGGAAGCACUUUUUAGAAGAUGUUGCCAAUGUGAUGUAACAAGCGGCAAUCUUUAGUGUUGAAAGAAACAGCUGAUCUACUGAUUAGUCAAAUUAAUGAAAAAUGCCGUUUCGCCGUUUACUUGGACUUUUACUCAACAAUCCACAGUUAAUCGAAAGACUUUCCGAAACAAAAGCGAUUCGUAUCGCGGCCCAGAAAGCAGUCGGUUUAUACAACAAUGCAGUGGCGAAAGGAUUAUCAGCCACAAACAAAUUGGAAGGUAAUAUUAAAGAAAAAGUAGCGGAUUUUCCAAAAUCUAAAAGUUCAAAUGAAAGUAGUUUUUUGUCAAAUUUUAAGCAAGAAAUGGAAGAGGAAUAUUCAAGAAUGAAAAAAGAUAAAAAACUGUGAUUGUCAAAAGCUUUUUAUGCAAUUGUUUCUCUUAUUCUUAUUUACUUGCAUUGUUGCAUAGGUAACUACUAUUGUUCAUUUAGAUAGCUUUGUUUUUAUCAACUUAAAAAAACAAUGUGGAAAAGAUCUAUGUGCAUAAACUACAGACUAUUUUAUAACCAGCAUAUUUACAUCUACAGAAAAAAGAUAACUACAGUACACAGUGUAAAAUUAUGCCAAACGAUAACAUAAAUUGGGAAAAUAAUAACAUUUGUACGACAUAAUUCACUCCUAUUAAUGCUAGGUAACAUGAUUAACCCCAACCAAAAAGCUAGGUAACUCUUAAAACAAUACAAAUGAUCACAGUAGGUAUAUAAAGGUUAAAAAAAAUAUGCCUUUUUAAGUGUAGGUGCAAACAACAGCAGCUUAUUCAUCAUGUGUGUAGUUUUUCCAAUAUGAUUUUUGUUGUUUUCCUUCCUAAAUAUAAAAAAUGAUGAAUA
Ciona intestinalis (vase tunicate) is the source of this 938-nucleotide messenger RNA. The record is from RefSeq and is a predicted model, not a curated record. NCBI's taxonomy places the organism in Eukaryota, Metazoa, Chordata, Ascidiacea, Phlebobranchia, Cionidae.